AUGUCUGGAGAACAGUUUUCAUUAGUUUGGAAUAGUUUCCCAAGAAACUUAUCGUCUGGAUUGUAUACGUUACUGACUGAUGAACAGCUAGUUGAUGUAACAUUGGCUGCAGAAGGUCAAAUAUUACGUGCACAUAAGUUAAUAUUAUCAGUCUGUAGUACUUAUUUCAGAGAACUCUUUAAGGGAAAUUCUUGUAAACAUCCAAUUGUGAUACUAAAAGAUGUCAAUUACCGUGAUUUAUCAGCAAUGCUUCACUUUAUGUAUCAAGGUGAAGUUAACAUCAAACAAGAAGAUAUAGCAAGCUUUUUAAAAGUAGCAGAGACUUUGCAGAUAAAGGGUUUAACCACAGAAUCUGAAGAGAAGUUUGAGGACAGUCUUUCCAAAGAUGCGGAACAAUUAGAUCACUUGUUUGGAACAGAAAAAAAGAGUAUUAAUUCAAAUGUGUUAGAUUUAAAUGUAUCUGUUGUUGAGAAACUGAAACAAACAGUACAAAAGGAUCAACAAUCUGAGAAACAAGAUGUUUUGUCAAAGACAGAUCUACAUGAUAAAAAAUUGGCAGAAAAAAGAACAACUGCCAGUGAUGCAUGUUGUCAGCAAGGUUCUAAUACUGACUCAAUCUACAAUGUUCAAGACAUGCAUAUGCCACAGAAUAGUAACUGCAGAAGUGUAGAGAUACCAAGUAAUGAUGAGGAACCAUUGGAUUGCACAGCUGAUACUGGUUACACAGAACCACCUAAACAAGAACCAUUAGAUUACACACUAGAUAUUGAUUCAGAAACAGUGUACAGAACAUAUUCAAAUGAACCAUUUUAUAAACCUGAAGACAAUUUGCAGAGAAAAGAUUUUGUACCAGACAUGCAGUUAGUUCCUUAUGAUCAAAAUAUACAGACUCAACCAUAUGGUUUAAGCAACAUGACUGGUGUUCAAAGUGAGUUCACACACGAAUCCGGUUGUCACAGUAAAGGUCGACGAACAGUGAAAGGUAUUUCCAAUAAUACUUUACCAUUGGAGACAACGUUGCGUGUUGUAUCUGAGCUGGGACCAACGCUACGGGUAGAUAGGGGCAAAGUGAUUCGAAUGUAUUCGUGUCCAUGGUGUCUUCGUCAUUUCACCCGUAAGGAGAAUCUCAAACUUCAUGUCCGUUACAUUCACGGACCUCUUGAAAAUCUGACGUGUAAGCUUUGUGGUAAUAAAUAUAAGAACAGCAACAGUCUACGUGUACAUUCGUAUCUCUAUCAUAAUGCUAAACGGGACAAGCCUAACAGGCCACUUGAAGAUAGUGGCGUAUGA
Dufourea novaeangliae is the source of this 1290-nucleotide messenger RNA. RefSeq names its product modifier of mdg4-like. Gene Ontology annotation, molecular function: protein binding. Gene Ontology annotation, cellular component: nucleus. The transcript is spliced from 5 exons. Gene Ontology annotation, biological process: regulation of transcription by RNA polymerase II. Lineage: Eukaryota; Metazoa; Arthropoda; Insecta; Hymenoptera; Halictidae. Bases 1 to 1290 code for a protein of 429 amino acids. The record is from RefSeq and is a predicted model, not a curated record.